AAUGAAAAUCUCGCUAAAGUCUACUAACUUAUUGGAAUUCAGUAUUUUUUCAACAAUUUCAAUUUAAUUUAAAAAAUCACUGUGCAUUAUACGAGUAUCCGAACAAACCUGCUUUAUCAACAAACCGUUAAUUGUACGCAUGCGCGUCGCGUUUAUGUCCUUCUCUUUUUCUAUUGGUUUGUUUUGUGUCAUGCCCAAACCCUUGCUUGUAUUAUCCUGCUUGUAUAUUUUAUGUUUAAAUUAAUUUAAUAUAGUAAAUAUAAUUAUCCUACUUUAAUGGUACAAAAAUUAUAAACCGUUCUAAUGUAUUGUGAUGAUAAGUGCUGUGAAUAACUGUACUCAGCGCUGGGAAACUAAAGCGGCAUCGUGGAGUCACGAAAAAGAAGGUACAAGAGCGGGGUGCGCUCAGUGAGGGGCGGGGGCGGCGGGGCCGGCGCGGGCGCGGGGGGCGGCGGCCUCAAGGCGCUGCCGAAGCGCGCCCGCACUCGCUGCAGGGGAAUGAACAUGGGCCAAAAGCUGUCCGGCGGAGUAAAGUCGGUGUCGCGCGAGUGCACGGCGCCAUUCAAAGCAGUGGUGGCGCGCGAACUAGCGCCUGAGCCGCCGCGGCCCGCGCGCCUCGACGCGCUGCUGGACGCGCCGCCCGCGCACCCCGACCUGCAGCAUAAACACGCAUGGAAUCCAGAAGACAGAUCUCUGAACAUCUUCGUGAAGGAGGAGGACGCGCUGACAUUCCACAGACACCCCGUGGCGCAGAGCACGGACUGCAUCAGGGGGCGCGUGGGAUACUCGCGGGGACUGCACUGCUGGGAGGUGGUGUGGCCGGCGCGCCAACGCGGCACGCACGCCGUCGUCGGCGUCGCCACCGCGCAUGCACCGCUGCACUCAGUCGGCUACCAGAGCCUCGUCGGCGCCACUGACCAGAGCUGGGGCUGGGACUUGGGAAGAAAUAAGGUGUAUCACAAUGCGAAGGGCACGGGCGGCAGCGGCACCACGUACCCGAGCCUGCUGCGGCCCGACGAGCAGUUUCUGGUGCCCGACCGGCUGCUCGUCGUGCUAGACAUGGACGAGGGCACGCUCGCUUUCUGCGCCGACGGCCGCUACCUCGGCGUGGCGGCGCGCGGCCUUCGCGGCAAAACGCUCUACCCCAUCGUCUCCGCCGUCUGGGGCCACGCCGAGAUCACUAUGAAAUACAUCGGCGGACUCGAUCCUGAGCCACUGCCGCUAAUGGAGCUGUGCAGGCGCGUGAUACGACAGCGCGUGGGGCGCAGCAGACUGCGCGCGGCCGCAUCUCGCCUCGCGCUGCCGCCCGCGCUCACCGCGUACCUGCUGUACCGCGCGCCCUAGCGCACCCCGCGCCCCCCGCGCCCCUCGCGCACCGCCACUGCCACAGCGACAGCGUGUGACGUCACAGAGGCAACGCCCACUGCGGCUGACGUCACGCUGGCGCAAGCGACGUCGCAGCGAGCCGCGCCCCUGCACCAGCUGCAGCCCUCCGCCUCGCGACACCGCGCCCUCCUCUAGCACACGACAACCAGCCGCUGCCUGCCACCACAACAUCUGUACCGCUACUCUCCACACCCCGGAAAUACUCGCUCAACUUAAUUCUUUACUAAAAUGAAAUGUGUUCUAACAGUUGGCAUAUUAUUUGCAGCUAUUUUUAUAACAAAAGUCGCUUUGUAUCUUCAUAUUCACAAUCAAUGGCGGUGGGCAGACGUGCGGGGGGAGGGGAGGUGAGGGGAGGGGGGUAUUGCCCGCUCGGCAAGCUAGCACAUAUAAAUUCGUAGACAUGUAGUCAUAUCCUAUACAGAUUGAUUCGGGCGCGGCUGUCACUGCGCCGCUGCGUUAUACAUAACAACUGUACCAAUUUCUAAACGACUAUACUCCACAGCUUACAUACAACAAUAUAUGACCAAUACAUACAUAUAGUAGACUAUGAAUAAUUUAUCAUUUUGGUCUCUAUUCAAUCCUUAGAUGUUUAAAUCUUGUUAUUUGCUGAACACGAUUUUUUUUUAAUUCUGUGCUAAUUUUAUUCCCUACAAUGCAACUCUCGUUAACAAACGUAAAUAAAACAAACGCAUAAAGUAAAAAACGGCACAAGAAUGUAAACCUGCGAGUCGCGUCGUUUCGUGAUUGGUACAAGCUUCCAGCGCUAUUUACUUUCACACACUACAAUUUCAACAUACCAGCAUACCUUAAUUUUUAUUUUAAUGUUAUCUGUGAUAAUUAUACUUUAAAUAACAAAAAAUCCGCAGAUUGAAUCGCUUAAUCGUUAAUCGACUUUUUUUUAAUUAAAUUUACGUCUUUAAAAAGCCUGAUAUAUUAAUAGUGCUCAUUGAAUUAGGAUGUUUUUAUUCAGUUCCGACGCAGUAAUAAAAUGGUGUGCGAAUAUGGUAAUGUACCGUUACCGAUUGACAAUCUAUGGACGAUUUAAUGUACGAUAUAAUUUUUAGGUUAGAAACGGCAUUAAUUAAUUACCAAAUUUGUCUCGUUAACAUUGACCAAGUGUAAUGCAAGCCGCACUCUCGACGCCAUAUUGAUCUCUGAAGGACACGUGUUAAUGCGGACUGCGACAACUCACAAGCCUCGGCAAUUAUUAAUAUUAGAGAUGUCUUUGUUAUUGCAAGAGCAGCGGCGCUGACCGCGGGGACUAACCUUUGUAACGAAUCGAAUUUCUAAAUCGCAAUAGUGCAUACAUGAAUCUCGUGAAAUGUUUCGUGAAGUUGUAAUCAGUAUCGAUUAGGUGUAACAAAGUGCAGGCGGCCCCGCGGCCCGGCGCCCGCCGCGCUCGCGCUAGGCCAGUGUAUCGUUGGCGAAUUUACAUACUAUUUUAUAGCUCAUUAAGUGACUGGUUUUAUUUUUAGUUUAGUAUUUUUAAUUCCUAUUGUAAAAAUCGUGUGACUGUGUGGUGUAUAUAUUUACUUUGCUACACGGAUUACUUAGUUGUACGAUUAUGAAGAUAUUUUGCUAAAAUUAUUUGUCGAGCACUCGAGUGCCCGCGUUAUUCCGUGUGACGUCUUCUUUUUUAUAUUAGAUAACUAUAAAACGCAAUAAAUUUAUCAAAAUUAGUAUUUUCAAAGCACCAUACUAAAAAUGUCAGCCAUUUUGUUUUGAUUCGAAUUAGUUGAUAAAAGCGUGUAUGAAUAAGUACUUCCAUUUUAAUAAGAUUUUUUCAUAUGUAGAGUGUACGGCAAGUAGACAUCCGACGUUGACUCACUUUUGUACUCGUCAGUAUUCACAUUCCAUCUCCAGCGCAGGAAAAUGUAUUGCUUCACUACUUUAUUUUGUAAUAAAACGAGUGUUAUGUGAAUAUUGAACACUGUGAGGAAAAGUAUAUUAUUAACUGCCAAAUGCGAUACGUGUGUUGAUGUAUGAAUGUUUGUAUGUCUGUGCGUGUGUGUGUGACGUGUUCCGAGUCCUUUAGUGAACGCAUGUUCCGUGAAGGCUGUUCGUGUAAAGUCUGUGCGUUA
Molecule: messenger RNA, 3467 nt
Organism: Papilio xuthus (Asian swallowtail)
Lineage: Eukaryota; Metazoa; Arthropoda; Insecta; Lepidoptera; Papilionidae
Gene: gus
Product: splA/ryanodine receptor domain and SOCS box containing gustavus
Exons: 5
Coding region: 499-1344 (281 amino acids)
Biological process (GO): proteasome-mediated ubiquitin-dependent protein catabolic process
Cellular component (GO): SCF ubiquitin ligase complex
Molecular function (GO): protein binding
Source: RefSeq, a predicted model, not a curated record